Molecule: messenger RNA, 5099 nt
Organism: Paramecium sonneborni
Lineage: Eukaryota; Ciliophora; Oligohymenophorea; Peniculida; Parameciidae
Source: the annotation of a GenBank genome assembly
AUGUUUUUGACUUCUCAAAAGAAAGGAUCAACAUUUAUUGAAUAAUUUAUAACAAUGAUGAUCAUAUUAAAGAAAUAACAUUAGUUAACAAAAUUAGCAUCUGCAAUCAUAAUAGUGAUACCUUACAUUUAACUUAUAAUUUUAACAUUAGAUUUGAGAUUAAAUGAAAAUAUAAAGAAAGAAUCAAUUCACUUUUAAAUUGUAAGAAAUUUAAUAAGGCCAGAUAUAUGGUUAAUUGAGAAAGGAAAUGAAUAUCAAUCCCUACUGUUUAUAAUUGUGCUUAUAGUAAUUUUGUUUUAAAAAGCAAAGCUAAUAAUCAUAGUUAUAUUAUAUCAUUAUUUUCUGAAAAAAGACAACCUGCUAGCACAUUUACAAAAUAAUUUUUAUUUUAAGAUUCCUAUAGCUAUUUUAAGCCUUUAUUAAUAGAUUAUAUCUUUAAUACUCUAUUAAUGGUCUAUAUUAAUAUGUGUAUGCAGUAUUAGAACCCUUCUCAUUUAGAUAAAUAGUGAUAAAUAAUUUUUAAACCUAUUUCUAAUAUUUUUAGUUUUAAUAACUUUAAUAUUAGUAGUUCUAGACAAUUUAUUGCAUAUUAAAGUAAUAGAGAAACCUCUUACAUUGAAAAUUUCGGGAUUGGAAAGAAAAAAUAUAAGCAGUUUGAGAUAUGUAUCUUUAAUAAUAGAAUUCAUAGUUCAAUUUCUUUAUAUCUUUUAAAAAGGUUCACUUUUAACAAUGCAUCUUUUAAUUGGAUUAUCUUUAUUAAAAUGCAUUUUAGAUCUUUAUGAUCAAUUUAUAAAUUAUGUUUUUGUCAAUCAAAAAUUAAUUUAAGUGUUUUUUUGUGGAAUAUCAUUUUCUAUUAUAGUAAAUAGUUUAUUAGAGUUAGUUGAAUUAUAAGAUAAAUAUGGGUCUAGAAUGAUUUUUUAGACACUUGUUUUAACUCCUAUUUUAUUUUAAAUUCUAUUGAAAUUACAUUAAAUAGACUAAAAAUAAAAUUUGGCUACAUUAUUUAAUGAAUAGAUUACAUCUCCAAAAAGAUUUAUAUAUCAUAUAAUAAGCAUUUUAAAUGAACAUAACUUUGAAUUUUGUAUUGUUUAAAGAUCUUUAAUAUAACAAUUACAUUAUAAAAAAUGUGAAAAUUUAAAUUGCUCUAUUUGUGGACAUUAAUAUAUCUUAGAUACUAAAUCAGCAUAAGGAAUAACAAUAGGAAUAUUUAAGGAAUUUAUAUAAUCAAGAUUAAUGCUUCUAUUAAAAGAUUCAUUAAAAUUAAAUUUUACUGAUUAAAGAAGUUGCAAAUAAUCAAAGAGAAGAUUUCUUACUUAUGUUUUUCUUUUAUAUGAUUUUGGAUGGACAAUGUAAUCAUUAUAGUAUUUACAUUAAUUAAAAAAUUCAUAAUAAAUAUAAUCAUCUUAAAUGAAAGGAGUUAAAAAUCAUGUUGGGACUUUACCUUAAAGUAAUUCAUAUUCAGAUAAAACUAGUCACUUUAUAACUGGAGAUAAUUAAACUAAUUUAUCUUAGCCUUAGAAUAUUGAUGCAAAUAUGUAAUUUUAAAUUAAUGUUUUAUUAAAUUAAAUUAAGUUUAAUACUCUUGAAUCAAUUACUAUAUCAGUAAUUUUAGAAGAAGCAAGAAGAACAAUACAGAGAAAUUUUGGAACAGAUGAUUAUGUUUAAUAAUAAUCCAUCACUUCUGAUUUUGUGACCUAAUAUUUAUUAAAUGAAGUUUAAGUUUAAUAAUCAAUAAAUAUCAUAAUUAAUUUAGCUAAAUAAAAAAUUAAAUAUUAUGAAGAAAUGAUGAAAAUUAAAUCAAAUGAUGAAUAAGUUAGUUUUUGGGAUAAUAAUCAAAGUUAUAUAGGUUUAAUUGAUAAAUGUAAAUAAUUGAAUGAUGCAGAAUAUAAGAUUACUUAAAUGUAUAAUGUUCAUCCAAGUUUUAUUAUGCAUCAAGCUUUAAAUAUAUUUUAUUGUUAUAUUUAAAAUGAUUAUGAUAAAGCAAUGCAAUUUUCAAGGAAUCAAAAAUUUAUAGAUGAAAGAUAAUUAAAAUUUUUAAAAAUUAAAAACUUUAAUGUAAAUUCUUAAGAAAUUUAUUAUUUAAUUAUGACAUUACAAGAUGAUAUGCAACACUUUAAUAUAUAAACUCAUUCAACAAAACUAUUUGAUACAUUUGGAACAUUUAAAAAUAAAGGAGAGACUAAUCAAUUUGAAGAUUUAAUUCCUUUAAUAGUAAUUAAUUAUCAUCAUCAUUUUGUUGGACAAUUCUUAGAAACUGGAUUAUGUAAAUUCUUUAAGAUUUUUGAUAUUAAUUUCAUAGUUUCUAAAGAUUAAUUUAUUUAAGCAGUUAAUUUAAAUGUUGAUGUAACAGAAUUAUUUUUGAAAUCUAAUUUAACAUUUUCAGCUUUUUUUUAACCUAAUACAGAAGAUUUAAUGUUUAUUUUAGUUGAUGGUAUAAAACAUUAAUGUCUAUUUACAAAAAGUAUUUUAAUUUAAAUUGGUUGGUCUUCUGAAUAAAUAGAUUGGUUUAAAACUAAUUAUGAUAUUAAUAAAAUUACUAUAGAAAAUAUUAUGCCAGAUUUUUUAGAUAUUCUUGAAUCUCUUAUAAAAUUAACAGAAACCUCUCUUAGCUAAAUUGAAUUAAUCUUUCCAAAACCUCCAAAUAAAUUACCAUCAAAAUAAUUUGAAUUCUAAAGUCUUAAAAGUAUUAGAAAUGGAUAUUUUAGAUCUAAUACUAUCUAAAAUUUAAAAUACUUUUGUGAUCUCACUAUUAGAAAAAGAUAAAUUACAAAUUAUACUUAUUAUGUUAUGUAAAUAUCUUAUAUUCAAAAAUAAUAAAAUCCUGAUAAUUCAAUUGAAAAUGUUUCUCAUAGAUUAAAAUCAAAUGUUAUUGAUGAAUGUGAUUUUGACAGUGAAAUAGGUGAAUUAGAAUUAAAAAAUUAAAAUUAGAUUUUUGAACAAUUUUAAAAAUAAGUCAUACAUUCUUCUAGGAAAAUAUAAAAAAAUUUGAAUUUAUUUUCCAAUUAUUUAAAUGAUUAAAUUUAAGAAGAUCUUUUUAGUCCAGGUAGAAUUUGUAUUACUAAUCAUAAUAAUUAAGAUUAAAAUGAAGGUAAUGAAUUUAAAGAAUUGUUAAAUUCAAAUAAAAAUAAUUAAUAAUAAUAUUUUUGUCAUGAAGAUUAAAUGAAAGAUUGUUCAUCUUAUGAACUAAUAAUUUCUUAGUAUACAAAAAAAUAAGUAAAAUAAUAAAAAACAAAGACUUGGAAUGAUAUAUCAAAAGAAACUCUAUGGAAAAAAUAUGAUGUAAUUCAUAGAAUAAUGUAAGAGUCAAAGCCUAAAUACUUAGUAUAAUUCUUGAUCUAUACCUUAAUACUUUUAUUAUGCUUUUUAGUGAUACCUAUUUUUAUAAUGAAGGAAUUGAAUAGUGAUUUAAAUCUUUUAAUUGAAUAAAUUGAAAUGUUGUAAUUACAUGCAAAUAUUAUGGGUCCUCAUGAUCUCUUUUUUUCUAUGAGAAUCACUGUUACAUCUUAUUAAAUAUAAUAUAGAGAGGGAUUCAUUAAUGCUAAAGAACUUUAAGUUCUCACAGCACCUUUCUUAGAAUACAUGCCUUUAGGUUAUUAAGAAUUAUAGGAAAACUUUUAUACAUAAUUAAAUAAUCCUUAUUUAGCUUAAUUUUUAAAUGAUGUUAACAUUCCAGUUUGGUUUAUGGGGGAAAAUUCUUCUGUAAUUUACACUCAAAAUGUUACAUUCAGAGAUAAUCUAUUUAUUAUGCUUUAAUAUUAACAAUAAUAAAUGUCUGCAUACAAAUAUAAUAGGGCCAUUGCUGGUCAACCAUUUUAAGUUUUUUUAAUUGCUAAUUAUUUAGUUAUGUAAAACACUUGUGAAAAUUUAACAAGUGAGAUAAAAACAUAUUCUUAAUUGUAAUGUGAUUAAAUUUAUUUAAAAUGGUCUAUUCUAUUGACUUGCUUUGUUUUAGUUUUUAUUCUAUUUUUAUUAAUAGUAUUUUAUUACCAAAAAUAAUAUUUUGCUUCAUAUGAUCUAAUUAUAGGAUUAUUAAGACACAAUACAGAUGAAAUUAUAUCAAAUGAAAUAUCAAGGUAGAAUGCAUUACUUAAUAUUAUAUCAGAAAAUAUGUUAGAAAAGUUUUAAUUGGAAAAAGAAUACUUUUUAAUAAUAUAAAUAUAAAAUUAAAAUGAUAAUGCAAAAUAGAAUUAAUUAAUGUAUCAUAAAUACUCUUAAAAAUAUCCAUAAUAUAAAUACAACAUAGCAAACAUCACUAUAUUAAUUUUAAUCAUCAUAUAUGGAAUAAUAAUAUUUAUAUAAGCCUAAUAGUAUUUAACUAAAUAUAAUGUUACAACUGAUUUUUUUAAAUUGAUUUAAGAUUUAAAAUUUCGUGGAGGGAAUGGAUUUCUUUAUAGAGAAAUGUUUUUUCGUUUUUCAACUUACCCAUUUCUAACAAAAACAGACUCAGAUAAUCUAUACAUUUUAUUAAAGAGAUCAUAAGAUGUUUUAUAAGAUUUUAAUUCUAUAAUUGAAACAAUUCAUUAUGAUGACUAUUUACUUACAGAAAGUUUUGUAGAUUUAUUAGAAUUUGUAUAAGUAAAUGAGAUGUGUUCUUAAGUAAAUGAGGUAUUGAUAUAAAAUUAAUUUAGAGCUUUAAACCAUUGAUGGAUUAAUAUUGUGUAUUAUCUUUUGAAGGAAUUCUUUCAAAAGGAAUAGCUCCAGCUCUUACUUAUCUUUAUAAUUAAAUAUAAACUUAAUAAUAGAUGAACAAUUUUACAAAAAGAGUAGAGACACAUAAAUAUGAAUUAGAGGGUGCUUAGAUAAUAACAAGAGCCUUUUUUGCUUUAUCAGAUAAUUUUAAGAGUAGUUUUAAAGAUAUUACAUUUGAGACGAUUAAAAAUUUGAAUGUAAAUUAAAAAACUAUAAUUUAGAAUGUUUCAAUUAGUUAUUUAGUAUUUUGUGGAAUAACAAUGUUAAUAUUAAUUUUAUUUUACCCAAAAUAUUUGCUUAAUUAAUAUCAAUUAUUGAAAAGAAUUGUGUACUUUAUACCACUUCAAAUUUUCUUGAGAGAUGGGUAUUUGGAAAGAAAUUUAAAAGAAAUAUUAAUAAAAUAAAUGUGA